AAUGCUUCUACUAAGCACCUCGUGUGUGUUCUUUGGUCUAGCUGCUCUGUGGCGUGGGUAACCAUGCCGUGUGGUCUGAUAAACACAGUGAAGGUAUAUGAAUGGAGCCUGACAUUUGUGCUCUGCUGUGUGCCUGCACUAACUGCCUACAGUCCAACUACACGUGUGAAACAGAUGGCGCCUGCAUGGUCUCCAUUUUCAACCUGGAUGGGAUGGAGCACCAUGUGCGUACCUGCAUCCCCAAAGUGGAGUUGGUCCCCGCUGGGAAGCCCUUCUACUGCCUGAGUUCAGAAGAUCUACGUAACACCCAUUGCUGCUACACUGACUUCUGCAACAAGAUCGACUUGAGGGUGCCCAGUGGUCACCUCAAGGAGCCUGAGCACCCUUCCAUGUGGGGCCCUGUGGAACUGGUAGGCAUCAUUGCCGGCCCUGUGUUUCUCCUGUUUCUCAUCAUCAUCAUUGUUUUCCUUGUCAUUAACUAUCAUCAGCGAGUCUAUCACAACCGCCAGAGACUAGACAUGGAAGAUCCCUCGUGUGAAAUGUGUCUCUCCAAAGACAAGACGCUCCAGGAUCUCGUCUACGAUCUCUCCACAUCAGGGUCUGGCUCAGGAUUACCGCUUUUUGUUCAGCGCACGGUGGCUCGCACCAUCGUUCUACAGGAGAUAAUAGGCAAGGGCCGCUUUGGGGAAGUGUGGCGUGGCCGCUGGAGAGGUGGUGAUGUGGCGGUGAAAAUUUUCUCUUCUCGUGAAGAACGGUCUUGGUUCCGGGAGGCAGAGAUAUAUCAGACAGUCAUGCUGCGCCAUGAAAACAUCCUUGGUUUUAUUGCCGCUGAUAAUAAAGAUAAUGGCACCUGGACACAACUGUGGCUUGUCUCUGACUAUCAUGAGCACGGCUCCCUGUUUGAUUAUCUUAACCGGUACACAGUGACCAUUGAGGGAAUGAUCAAGCUGGCCUUGUCUGCUGCUAGUGGCCUGGCACACCUGCACAUGGAGAUUGUGGGUACACAAGGGAAGCCUGGCAUUGCUCAUCGAGACUUGAAGUCAAAGAACAUCCUGGUGAAGAAAAAUGGCAUGUGCGCCAUCGCAGACCUGGGCCUGGCUGUUCGUCAUGAUGCGGUCACUGAUACCAUUGACAUUGCACCAAAUCAGAGGGUGGGAACCAAACGAUACAUGGCCCCUGAAGUACUUGAUGAAACCAUAAAUAUGAAACACUUUGACUCCUUUAAAUGUGCUGAUAUAUAUGCCCUCGGGCUUGUAUAUUGGGAGAUUGCUCGAAGAUGCAAUUCUGGAGGAGUCCAUGAAGAGUAUCAGCUGCCAUAUUAUGACUUAGUGCCCUCUGACCCUUCCAUUGAGGAAAUGCGGAAGGUUGUCUGUGACCAGAAGCUACGUCCCAACAUCCCCAAUUGGUGGCAAAGUUAUGAGGCAUUACGGGUGAUGGGGAAGAUGAUGCGAGAGUGUUGGUAUGCCAACGGUGCAGCCCGCCUGACUGCUCUGCGCAUUAAGAAGACUCUGUCACAGCUCAGCGUGCAAGAAGACGUGAAGAUUUAACCCUACUCCCCGCCCUACACGCAACUCUGGGCAGCGAGAACUACACAGAGAGCUGCCGUGCUGAGGGUGCAACAGAGGCCUACCUCUCAUUUCUGCCCAGCCCUCUGUGGCAGGACCCCUGGCCCACAAGAGAGACAGAGCCCGGGAGAGUCACUCACUCCCUUGUUGGGUUUGAGACACAAACACCUUUUCUAUUUACCUCCUAAUGGCAUGGAAACUGAAAGCAAGUUGUGUGGGGAACUCAAUGCCACGACUCGAGCUGGUUGGAAGGGGGAGCCCCGCACACCCUGGUGCACCUGGCAUACAGUCGGGAGCUGGUGAAAGGGGCAGCCUGGGAGGGACUGGAAGGAGCUGAGUUGUCACCAGUGCUAAACAGCACUGAGGGGUUUCCUUCAGGGACCAACCCACAGCACACUGAGGCGACCUAAAGGGCCAGAGGGCAGCCCCAUUCGCAGGCAGUUCUGAGCCAAGUGCCCCCUCCUCCCU
Molecule: messenger RNA, 2033 nt
Organism: Chrysochloris asiatica (Cape golden mole)
Lineage: Eukaryota; Metazoa; Chordata; Mammalia; Afrosoricida; Chrysochloridae
Gene: ACVR1B
Product: activin A receptor, type IB
Exons: 9
Coding region: 102-1547 (481 amino acids)
Biological process (GO): protein phosphorylation; activin receptor signaling pathway; nervous system development
Cellular component (GO): plasma membrane; activin receptor complex
Molecular function (GO): ATP binding; activin binding; activin receptor activity, type I
Source: RefSeq, a predicted model, not a curated record